GACAAAAAAUGGAACACACCAGCAGUGUGAGGAGACCUGAAAGUGGCACAUGGCAUGGCAGAGUGUGGCGAUGGAGACAGCAGCAAUCUGGAAGGCCGUACAGGGACCCAUGAGACACUCUCUGGACCUGGCAGCAGCAUGAGGAGGCGGAAGUAUAGGGCCCACCCCCCCACAUGGCAGAUUGGGGCCUGGCAGCAGCUACUUGAGGACCCGUAAUCGGCCAGCACCCUUUGUCAUGAAAAAAAUUGAACACACCAGCUGCUGUGUGAGGAGACCUGAAAGUGGCACAUGGCAGAGUAUGGCGAUGGCUGAACAGCAGCAAUGGGAGGUCCGUACAUUGGGACCUCAUGAGAGACUCCUGGACUUGGCAGCAGCAUGA
Staurois parvus is the source of this 379-nucleotide messenger RNA. NCBI's taxonomy places the organism in Eukaryota, Metazoa, Chordata, Amphibia, Anura, Ranidae. The record is from the annotation of a GenBank genome assembly.